GUGGCCGGAAGGCAUUGAUGAUAUCUGAUCGGGAUCAUAUUUAGAAUUUUGAAUAAUAAUAUGACGUUAUUACGCCCCAUUCUAGAGAAGUGCGUAUCCGGGUUUCAAAUAAAACCCCCUUUGGUUAAAAAAAACUUCAAAUUAAUUCGAUCCCUAAUUUGAAUUGAAGAAACCAGUGCAGUGCAGUGCAAUGGAGGUUCUGUACACGAAGCUCUAUGACAAGUACACCAGACUCAAGUCUAACAAACUCUCUGAUUUGGAUCACCUCAACGAAGAACAACAACUCAAAUUCAGAAACUUCUCGUCCGCUGCGGAAGAGUUGAUAGAGUACUUGAUGACCGAAAAGGAAGAGCUUCUUGGACAAGUCCAUCAUUUGAGAACCGAACUCGCUUCGCUUAGGGCUGCCAAAGACAACCAGGUUGCCGAUUAUCAGAGGCUUUUGGCUGAGGAAACCCGCAAAAAUGAAGCUCUUGCCGAAGAAGUUGAGAAAUUGCUGAAGCUUCGCCAGGAAGGAGCAUGUCAUGAUUUAAAUUAUAACAGUAAGAUCAUGACUGUAGAUGGUCAGUUUAAGGCUAACUCUAACAGCUCAUCUAUAAGAAUGACAAGAAAACGUACAAGGCAAAAUACUUUGGAGAAAGAAGCAAGGUUUAUAUCUUUUGAAAAUGAUCAAGGUAAUUCUGUGGAGAGAGAGUCAAUGGAAAACAUUUGCAAGGACACUACUUCUGGUAAGCUGCUGGAGUGCUGUACAAAGGCUAAUCAUCAAUCAGGCAUUGAUUUACAGGAAAGUGGUCAUGAUGGUAACUGGCUUAUUCAAGUUCUUUUUGAGUAUGUACUGGGCAUGAAAUUAUCCAUUGACUAUCAAACCGAACGAAUAUGCCUUUCUGCACUGCAUCAAUCCAGCGGUUACUCCUUCAGUAUAUCGUGGAUUAGCAAAUCCCCUGAAGAGGAAGCAGAACUGCUGUACCAUGUUUCAUCUCUAGGUACAUUUGAAAGAGUAGCACCAGAAUGGAUGAGGGAGGACAUCAUGUUCAGCCCUAGCAUGUACCCCAUAUUCUUUGAAAGGGUAUCUCGUGUUAUCAAGUUGAACCACUAAUGUUUUUGUUUUUGUAGCAUUCUCCCCAAUCCUUUUACUGUACAUAUCAUCUGGCUUUGUGGUAUUUCCCCUUCAAAAAUAUCAACUUCCUCAAGUCAUGAUUGAUUGAACUAGUUGUGAUGUUUGCUGGGACCAUAUGUCUAGAGAGGGCAAGUUUUGUGCCAAUGUUCCGGUGACAAUCUGGUCAAGUGAUGACAUGAGCACACUCUAGGGAUCCAGUAUUACUAUAUCAUUUACUUCAACGGUUACAUUAUUUAAAUUUAAUUUAGUUUUGCACAUGAGCUAUGUUUCAUGGUCCUUCACUUGACAUGGAAUAAAGGGUUUAAGAAGAUCACUGUUAAAUCUGAUACACUCAGCCGUUAAGAAUCAAGGAUGCUUCGCUUUGGUCAAGAAAAUUAGGCAGCUUAUGGCUCUUGGAGAUCAUGUUCAUUGCAAUCAUAUUAGAAGGGAAGCAAACCAGGUGGGGGAUUUCCUUAUUGUCAAUUCGGGAUUGUUACGAGUGUAUUAGCUUGCAUUGACAGGCUGAAAAAGAUGUAUAUAUCAAAUCUUUAGGAGACAAAUAAAGUCAAAAGCCCACGAUUAGUUCCUUGUUCAAGAUUUCAACUUCAACUCUUCGUAGACCAUAUCCUUUAUCAUUCAAUUAAAUAUUUAUAUUCGUAGAGUCAA
Messenger RNA from Glycine soja, 1759 nucleotides. RefSeq lists its product as uncharacterized. Bases 191 to 1093 code for a protein of 300 amino acids. Gene Ontology annotation, biological process: developmental process involved in reproduction. Lineage: Eukaryota; Viridiplantae; Streptophyta; Magnoliopsida; Fabales; Fabaceae. The record is from RefSeq and is a predicted model, not a curated record. The transcript has 8 exons.